AUGGAGCGCCUCACACGCAAAGAACACACCACCUCUCGCAACUACACCUACACCUACUACCUCGUCAUUCAAUCCCCCGAAAAGCCAACCCUCCUCCUCCAACACGGCUUCCCCGACGACCACACCCUCUGGGCCCGUAUCCUCCCAUCACUCCUCACCUCCGGUCACUCAAUCCUCGUCCCCGACCUCCUCGGCUAUAAUGGCACAUCCAAACCAACAAAUACAGAAGCCUACAACUCAAAGGGCCUGGCCACGGACCUCGUCGAAAUCCUCGACCACGAAAACAUCAACAAAAUCAUCUCUAUCGGCCACGACUGGGGCUCAUACAUGGCUCAGCGAAUGUGGCUCUGGUUCCCCGAGAAAGUCGCGGGACUGAUCAUGUUGAAUAUCGCAUACGACCCGCCCGCGCCGUUUGAUCUUGAUGCGACGAAUGCGGCUAUAGAGAAGGCGACAGGGCUCCCUAGAUUGGCCUAUUGGGAGUUCUUCUCUUCAUCAGACUGCGCGGAUGCCAUGAGUGCGAAUAUCGAUUCUUGGUUUGAGGCACUACAUGGCAAUCCGGAGAAUUGGCUUGAGACGCUCUUUUGUCACCGGGAUGCGCUGUCGGAUUUUGUCCGUCAAGGGAAGCGCGUUCCGCUUCACGGGUAUGCGGAGUCCCUGCGAGAUAACUGGGUAAAUACCUUCGAGAGGGAUGGCUUCGUCGGACCACUGCAGUGGUACCUGGUCAAGGUUAGUGGGAUUCAGUGGGAGGUUGAGAAGGAGCUUCCCAGGGAGAGACAUGUUGUUAAGGUACCCGCGCUGUUUAUUGGUUCCAAGAAGGAUACUGUCUGCACGACUGCUGCGAUUGAUGUUCCGAGGGGGCAGGGAUUGCUUCCGCAGUUAACGGUGGAAGAGGUUGAUACCGGGCAUUGGCCAAUGCUAGAGGCGCCGGAGGCUACUGGUGAUGUUAUUGUCAAGUGGUUGGCCGAGACCGUGUAG
This is a messenger RNA of Aspergillus calidoustus, 975 nucleotides long. NCBI's taxonomy places the organism in Eukaryota, Fungi, Ascomycota, Eurotiomycetes, Eurotiales, Aspergillaceae. The record is from the annotation of a GenBank genome assembly.